This is a messenger RNA of Linum trigynum, 3137 nucleotides long. The record is from the annotation of a GenBank genome assembly. Lineage: Eukaryota; Viridiplantae; Streptophyta; Magnoliopsida; Malpighiales; Linaceae.
AUCAAAACAGAGAGACUCGUUGCAAAAUCAAAAGCUCACAAUUGAUGCAAGUAAGCACGGUAUCCAAACAUGUCGAAUGGUCAAUGUUCUCCACCUAACUACUUCACUAAAAGUCGUUACACUAUCCUCACAAAAUAGAAUGUUGCUAAUGGAGUUUGCUCAUUCAAAGCACAUCAAGUCAGUCAAAACAUCAAGUUCAUUGUGAAGAACUUUGCAAUUCAACACUAGUGGGGUGAUUUUGAUGAUUUCCUUCAAGCACAACUCAUUUUCAAGGCAUCACGGUCAUUUACAUCAUGUUACCAGGUGCUAUUUUUGGAUUUUUUUUUUUAAAAUAGUGCUAUUUCUGGAAAAAUCCCUUAAACCAGUCGUGUCGGCCCUACCUGUUUAUGCAAUGUCAUGUUUUCGACUUCCAUAGGAGCUCUGUCGGGCUUUAAAUCGUAUGAUUGCACGGUUUUGGUGGGGUCAACAAGGGACUGAAAGACAUUUUCCUUGGGUAUCUUGGAGAAAUCUGUGUAAACCAAAAGGGGAUGGUGGUUUGGGCUUCAGGGAUUUUGAGGCUUUUAAUCAAGCGCUGCUUGCCAAGCAAUGCUGGCACAUUUUACAAGAUCUCAAUUCUCUAGUUUUGCGGGUCUUAAAAGGACGAUACUUUCAUCAUACGAGUUUCUUGAAUGCCGGUGUGGGUUCUAAUUCAUCUUGGGCAUGACAAUCACUUCUUCAUGGCCGGGCAUUGCUAAUCCGCGGUUUGCAUUGGGAGGUUGGUGCUGGUUCUUCAAUUGUGCUUUGACGGAUCCUUGGGUUCCAACUCUCCCAAGUUUUGGACCAGUGGUGCUGCCCACUCCAGAUCAGUAUCCUCGAUUACUCUCCUACUUCAUCUCUCCCAUUCAUCGUUCUUGGGACCAUCACCGACUUGGAGAGUCCUUCACGCCGGAUUCCAUUAGGAUUAUCAUUCGCAUACCUUUGCCACGAAUCUUUUGCCCGGAUAAAUUAAUUUGGCAUUUUGAUCCACAUGGUUUAUUUACGGUUAAGUCAGCUUAUCAGUUGGCGACUAUUUUUCCUCCCAUCUCACGGGCUCGUGGUACAGUGGACUAGGCUUCUCCUCUUGAUCCUACUUUAUGGCCUCGACUUUGGGGUCUUCCUCUUGCUCCCAAAUUGAAGCUUUUCCUUUGGCGGAUUUUACUAAGAACCCUUCCGGUUAGGAAGGAUCUUGCCCGACAUGGGGUGUAGGUAGAAGAUUCAUGCCAUGUUUGUGGUUCGGAUGAGGGAGAAUCGCUGGAACAUUUAUUCCUUGCGUGUCGUGUGGCGGUAGCUUUCCGCCAACGGUGUAGCUUACAACUGCCUCCGGGAAUUUUUCCAAACACGCAUUAAUCUUUUUAAGACACAUCAUUCUCAAAUCCGAUCAUGCCACCAUAAUUAAUUGGGUCCUCUAUUUUUGGCGGAUUUGGAAAGGGCGGAAUAAUGUUGUCUUUCCACCCUAUGCACAAUUUACCACGGCUGCCUUGUACCGUCACCUAUUAUCUCAUCAUGCCUCUCAUCAAAUUGCCGUCCUUCCCACUCAGUCGCCUCCGCCGCCACCCACACCUCAGUCACAUCCUCAUUCGACGCUUCAAUCUACUUUCUGCUUUGCAGUUGAUGGGGCGACCAGUGCUCCGACUCAUGGCGCAAUUGGCGUGGUGGGUUUUGAUCAGAAUGUGCCAGUUUUUGCAAUGGGUGGUUUCUUCCCAUGCCUUUUUCAUCCUAAGAUCAUGGAGGCGUUGGCAAUUAGAGAAGCACUAUUAUUACUUCCACAAUGGUAGUGGCAGGAUCGACCAGUCGUGAUCACAAGUGAUGCUCUUGUAGUUGUACAACAUUUGACGACUUCUGAUGCCAACAAUGCCCUUGUGGGAGCUAUCUUACGAGAAGUCAUCUUUAUGUUACAAGAACUGCCGCUAGUUUCUGUUGCUUUUACUCUUAGAGAAGCGAAUCGGGUUGCCCAAGUUGUGGCACGUAAUGCCUUAUGCUACUCUGACUCUUGUAGUGUUCGUUUCAAUUGUUCUUAUUUACUUUGACGAUCAUUUCACAAAAAAGUCGUUACAUUGUGACUAUCUCGUGCUUAACUAGUUAAUCCGCAAGGAUUUCUAUGAAAAAAAAAAUAACAAAGAAAAUAACAAAACCAUAAACUGCGUCUCACCCUCAUGCAGACACACUCCGUAGAUAUCUUCCACUCGUUCAAUGGCGCAAACGACCAGAAAAGUAUAAAACCUUAUCUUUUUCCUCCUCCUUUCUCCAUCGUCCCUUCGCCGGUUGGUGCCACUCUAAUGGCUUCCACUCACAUUCCCUCCCUCUCAUCACUGAUCCCUCUUCUUCAAUCCAACAGUUUCUGCAGCAAACCACCACUACCAGUCUUCACCCUGAUGGCACAAAAGAGUCAAAACCCACCAGCAAUCAGACCGAUCAACUGCACCAGCACCAGCAACGGCGCCGGCGCCGGCGCCGCAGCAAACUCAGAGCCCAACGACACCUCCCUCGACAACGCAACCACAACAGCCAACGGCUCGCUCCCGGAACCCGCACUUCCCUUCUCCACGACCCUAAACAACAGCAACUUCCCCAUCGAGAAGCGGCGGAGGUCCGAGAUCCUCAGGGAGAGAAGGAAGAGCCAGAGCGAUCUGCUGAAGCCGGACGGGCCGCCGCCGAACUACGAGGUCGGAUGGAGGAGGACGAAAGAGAUCAAGGUGGAGAAACCAGUAGGGUACAUGAUAAUGGAUUUCCUGGAGAAGCUGGAAGGGCUAAUGGAGAGGGAGUUUGGUUCCACUCAGCUGCUGGCGAAGGUCGGGGAGAUAGUGGCAGAGAGGGCAAGGGAAGAGGCCGAGUUGCUCAAGGAUGAAGGCAAAGUGGAAGAGAGGAUGGUCACUGAGCUGUUCAGAGUUUUGAGGCUGAUGGAGAUGGAUUUGGCCAUGGUGAAAGCUGCUGUGAAGGAGGAGACUCUGGAGGAGAGGCUGGAGCAGGCUAAAGCUAGGUGCAGGCAGGCUAUUCUUGUUGCCAAUUCCUUUUGAUACAUGUGCUUGCUUUUUCAUGUAAAGAAAACCUUGAUCAUGGGGGAGACCAAAUGAUUCAUGUUAAGAGUAGGGAUUUGGUUAUAAUAAACAACACAACAGAGA